AACGUUCAACAUGAGAUUCAUUGGAAGUGUCUGCCUGCUGGCCAUGGUCAUAUUUCUGCUAGCCAGCGUGAAUGCGCUACCAGUCCAAGUGCAGUGCAAUGAUGGCAGCAAUGGAACUCAUACCCAGACCUCGGCAGAUGGCCAACAGACGCAGACACAAACUGGACCCGGCUGCCAAACACAAGUCUCGGGAGAUGGACAGCAGAGCCAGAGCCAGAAUCAAACAGGCAAUGGCACCCAGACCCAAACACAGUGCAGCGGCUCCGAUUGUGCACCACUGCCGCCCCUCUUCACCCUGAAGCCACUCGAAUGGAACACCAUGAAACCCCUCGAAUGGAACACUUUUGCACCAAUGCAGCCGUGGAAUUAGAUACAGACUUUGGCAUGCCUUACAUCUGUCUGAAUUCCUGACUUCGUUGAAUAUACACAAAAUAUGAUUUAAUUCUCGACUUACUUUAAUC
Drosophila novamexicana is the source of this 461-nucleotide messenger RNA. RefSeq lists its product as uncharacterized. The transcript has 2 exons. Bases 11 to 370 code for a protein of 119 amino acids. The record is from RefSeq and is a predicted model, not a curated record. Lineage: Eukaryota; Metazoa; Arthropoda; Insecta; Diptera; Drosophilidae.